UGCUGAGGCAAAUACAUGCACGGCCGGGUCGGACUGACGUAUCCCAGGCUCCUUCGAAACCCUAUCCCGACCUUCCGACCCUGCGCUGCCGUGCCAGCAUUCCCUGGGUUGCUGUGCCCCGAGCGUCUCCAGAAACCGCCUUCUACGGCGUUUGUUCCGCGGUUCUGGGCUUUCUGGCCCAAGGUGUCAGUGAAUCGGAAACGUGUUAUCUGCGGUGGUAAGGCGUCCUUGUCUGUAAUAUCGGUUAUCUGCGUGCCAGCGGUGAUUGAUGGCUCCAAGACUCGGUCGCCCGCGAAGUACAAGGUCCGUCGAGGCACAGAGAGAAUCAUGCAGUCAGCGUGUAUGUCACAGUUUGACUGUGUACUGAAGGUGGGGCCCGACUUCUGCUAUAAAGGGCUCGGCCCCGCUGCAGACCCUCCAACCUGCCCGCCCCGCGACGAUGUCGAUCACUCUGAACAGGUUCCCUGUCCUGCCGACCCACCUCUACCCAGAGGACAUGCUUGCGCGGCCCUCCGCUAGCGUGGCUGGGUUCAUCUCCGGCUUCCGACAUUCGGUCUUGGAGUCUCCGACAGUUAUCGCCUGCAUCGCGGUGAACCUCAUGAUGUUGUACUAUAUAUUUGCUUUCUUCAUGAAGAAGAACUCUAUUCCCGCGGUCGGGUACCCGUCGUGGCUGGGGCCAUGGGCAGGUGCUAUACGUUUCUUCUACGACUCGAAGCGUAUCAUCAACGAGGGCUAUCGGAAGUACAAGGGCCGUACUUUCCGGGUCCCGCUUUGGAACGAGUGGACUUACAUCGUCACGGACCAGAAAUGCAUCGACGAGAUGUAUCAUCUGCCGGAUGAUGUUCUAUCGCUUCGCCAUGCUGCUGGGGAGGAAUUACAACUCCCGUAUACCAUGGGCCAGCAGAUCGAAGACAACCCGUACCAUCUCCCCGUCCUGAGAGGCAGACUCACACGCCAUAUCGAGUACUUGGUGAAGGAGUGUCUCGACGAACUCCCUCUGGCCAUCGAAGAUGACAUCGGCAAGCUGUGCGGCGAUCAAUGGACGGAGAUGAACGCCUUCGACGUCCUGACAGGCGUUAUCGCCAGGACCUUCAACCGUAUCUUAGUCGGCGCGCCAACAUGCCGAAGCGCACACUACACUGAAACAUGCAAAUCGUUCGCUAUGAAGACAUCCAUCGUCGGCUUUAUCAUUAACCUAUUCCCUUUUUUCCUUCAACCUAUCGUCGGCAGAAUGAUUACUCAAUUGCCAUCCCAAAUCAAGCGGUCGUUACACAUCCUCGCGCCGAUCAUUGCUGAAAGACAGGCUGCCAUGGCCGAAUACGGGAAACAUUGGUUGGAAAAGCCGACGGACCUCCUCAUGUGGCUCAUGGAAUCGGCAGACACUGUCGAGUCGCAGCCUGAACGCCUCGCCAUCCGUAUCCUCGUCAUCAACAUUGCUACGAUUCACACCACAGCGGCGUCGUUCGUCCAUGCCAUCAACAACCUGUUGGAAUACCCGGAGUUUAUCGUGCCUCUGAGAGAGGAAGCUGAGGCUGCGAUCGGCAAGCACGGCUUCACCAAGAACGCGAUGAAUGCCAUGCCAUUCUCCGACAGCUUCUUCAAGGAAUCAUCUCGCAUGAACGCGCUUGGGACUAGUGGCGAGUUCCCUCGAAAGGCUAUGAAGGACAUCACAUUCUCUGAUGGAACCACCGUCCCCGCCGGAUCCUACAUCUCGUCGCCGUUCUGCGUGCACUACGACGAGGAGUUCUAUCCUGACCCGUUGAAGUUCGAACCGGCGCGACACAUGCAGGAGACUCUGUCGAGUGGCGUGGCGAACAACAGCAGCGGGAUGUUCCGCACGAAUCCCCACUACCUCAUCUUCGGCCACGGGAAAUUCCUCGCCACCUACAUCCUGAAGGCGACGAUGGCUUAUCUCCUGCUUAACUACGACAUCAAGCCGAGUUCUCAGGGAAGGGCCUCCGAUAUUCUCUUCCAGUACAACAACGGCCCGAACAUUCGCUCAUCCUUCAUGAUCCGUCGGCGGAAGAUGGCAUAGAUGUAUAGUAUACAGUACUUAGCUCUCGUUCUCUGCUUUCCUGUUAUCACUCCUCGCAUUGCGUACGUAAUAUCUAGAGCCCCCUCGUUGUACCAUCGCUCAACUCGCUUCCACUAUCGCGGACUCGCGGCCACUAGUACUGUCUUUACUCGACGCUUCCGCUGCCACGCACAACGAGCGUGUAGCGGUUGCUCUCGUCUUUCUGUCACUGGGUAGCAUACUUUACGGACAAUUCAACGGGAUUUUGUUGCGAUGCUGCGCAUGCGCCGUGGCUUGGCAGCAAACAAUAGAGAGCCUCAUGUAGGUUCGGCUCCCACGAGCGGUUGGUCGUGAGAGAUAUACCAGCCCGC
Fomitopsis serialis is the source of this 2385-nucleotide messenger RNA. RefSeq names its product cytochrome P450. Gene Ontology annotation, molecular function: monooxygenase activity; heme binding; iron ion binding. Bases 440 to 2035 code for a protein of 531 amino acids. NCBI's taxonomy places the organism in Eukaryota, Fungi, Basidiomycota, Agaricomycetes, Polyporales, Fomitopsidaceae. The transcript has 14 exons. The record is from RefSeq and is a predicted model, not a curated record.